GGAUGCGAGGGAGAGGGAACGCCUGGCCCCCCCAUGGGCCGUGCACACGGGCGCCGCUCUUGGGAAAAGGGGCGCGGGUUGCGGCUGCCGAAAGAUGCAGCGUGUAGCAGUUUUCGUUUUACUUCGUGUCACUUCGUGAAACAGCUCAACCCCCGCAGAGCGAGUGCCUUUGGACCUGACGUGGCUUUUCCUUUUUAUGUUCUGUUUGAGAUUUCAAGAAUAUUAAACACUGGCUUGGAUAUGGAGACAUUGUCUAUCUGUGUGCGGCUUUGUGAACAAGGGAUAAAUCCAGAAGCCUUAUCUUCUGUUAUUAAAGAACUGCGGAAGGCUACAGAAGCUCUAAAGGCUGCUGAAAAUAUGACAGGCUGACAUGGGAGAAGAUCACUGCAUGAGAAGAAUGCCAAGUUUAACUUUUCAGGAGCUCUGAAGAUUGCCACUAUUAAGCACAAAAAAUGAAAUAAGUGUAUGUGAAGGUUUCAGAGUACAUCCACUUUUCAAAAGAGUGGUGUAUAUAAUAGCUUUGAAAAGUUUUUAAAAAGUUCACCAGUAAUAUUAUUGGUAUUUUUGUGAACUGUUUGUGAAUGUAGUGCAAUUGUUUUUCUUUGGCAUCCUGUACAUUUAAAAUCACACCAGAUAUUGUACAUUUGUUGAAUUUACUAGUGUGUACCAACGAAUCUUGUUAGAAUGAGUGUAGUUUUGUUAAUGCAUCCUUUAGAAGUGGUAGUAUGUUGCAGGUUUUACCUUAUGCUUUGAUGAAAAGCUACAUGUGCAAUUUUAGUCCUGCUUUAUGGUCCAGAUAGGAAUGAAGCCCAUAAUGACUUUUUUUUAGAGCAAGCACAAUAACUUAAGUCUCAAGCUGAAAGUAAUAAAUAAAGCUUUUUUUUAAUAAUGUA
Messenger RNA from Vidua macroura (Pin-tailed whydah), 893 nucleotides. RefSeq names its product mitotic spindle organizing protein 1 (gene MZT1). Gene Ontology annotation, biological process: microtubule nucleation by interphase microtubule organizing center; mitotic spindle assembly; gamma-tubulin complex localization. The transcript has 3 exons. The coding region runs from base 34 to 369 and encodes 111 amino acids. The record is from RefSeq and is a predicted model, not a curated record. Gene Ontology annotation, cellular component: interphase microtubule organizing center; centrosome; spindle. NCBI's taxonomy places the organism in Eukaryota, Metazoa, Chordata, Aves, Passeriformes, Viduidae.